Amphimedon queenslandica is the source of this 2801-nucleotide messenger RNA. RefSeq names its product N-alpha-acetyltransferase 15, NatA auxiliary subunit. NCBI's taxonomy places the organism in Eukaryota, Metazoa, Porifera, Demospongiae, Haplosclerida, Niphatidae. The record is from RefSeq and is a predicted model, not a curated record. The transcript has 23 exons. Gene Ontology annotation, molecular function: protein binding. Gene Ontology annotation, cellular component: NatA complex; cytoplasm. The coding region runs from base 51 to 2699 and encodes 882 amino acids. Gene Ontology annotation, biological process: N-terminal peptidyl-methionine acetylation.
UCACGUGACUCCUCCUUUGACCACGUGUUGUGCAAGGAAGACAUCUUACAAUGGCUGCCAACUCGCAGAAACUGCCUCAAAAAGAGAGCGGAAUAUUCAAGAAAGUGGUGCGUUCAUACGAGUGCAAGCAAUACAAGAAUGGGCUCAAGUUUGCUAAACAGAUACUGUCCAAUCCUAAGCAUUCAGACCAUGGAGAGACACUAGCAAUGAAAGGUCUUAUUCUCAAUUGUAUUGGUAAGAAGGAUGAUGCUUAUGAUUGCGUACGUCGAGGACUAAAGAAUGACCUAACCUCUCACGUCUGCUGGCAUGUGUAUGGUUUGCUACAGAGAUCAGAUAAGAAGUAUGAUGAGGCCAUUAAAGCUUAUAGGAAUGCACUGAAACAUGAUAAAGAGAAUGUUCAGAUUCUUCGUGAUCUUUCUCUUCUCCAAGUUCAAAUGAGAGACAUGGACGGAUUCUGUGAUACUCGGUACCAGCUGCUAAAGGUUCGUCCAGCCCAGAGGUCCUCUUGGGUUGGCUAUGCUCUAGCCUAUCAUAUGAACAAUGACUUUGAAAUGGCUCUCAAAGUAAUGGGAGAGUACAGGAAGACACAGGCACCUCCACAAAAACUCCCUGAUUAUGAGUUUAGUGAAAUGAUACUGUAUGAGGUCCAGCUCCUAAUGGAGAGUGGAGCUUAUAAAGAUGCUUUAAAGUUUCUUGAAGAUUUCCGCCACUACGUCUCAGACAUGCUGGCCUAUGCUGAAAUUAAAGGCGACAUUUUGCUAAGAGAUAAAAGAUUUGAAGAAGCCGAACUAAUAUUUCACGAUCUAAUUCAUCGCAAUCCUGAAAACCUCAUGUACUAUCAGAAACUAGAGGAAUGUCUUAAUAUCACGAGUGAUGAGAAUCGAAUGGAAUUGUACCGAGUACUAAAGGAAGAGUUUCCUCGGUCACAUGUCUGUCGUAAGGUCCCUCUUGGGUUUUUAAAGGGUCCUGCAUUUCGUGAUAUGAUUGAUCAGUACCUUCGGCCACCUCUUCAUAAAGGAGUUCCUUCGUUAUGGAUUGGAUUAAAGGCCUUGUAUGAGAAUAAAGAAAAGGCUCAAGUUAUUGAGGAAUUGGUCCUCCUUUAUGAAAAGAAUCUUCAAUCCUGUAACAAAUUCCAUCCGGAGGACCCAGAUCCUAUGGAACCUCCAUCUGCAAUCUUGUGGGUGUGGUUUUUCCUUGCACAACAUUUUGAUAGGUGUGGCGAUCACAGACGAGCACUUGAAUAUAUUGAUAAAUCUAUUGACCACACCCCCACUCACAUUGAACUAUACAUGCUGAAGAGUAAGAUUUAUAAGCAUGCUGGUGAUCUGGAGGAAGCAGCUCUGUGGAUGGAUGAAGCUCGCUCAAUGGACACAGCUGACAGAUUCGUUAAUUGUAAAUGUGUUAAAUAUUUAUUAAGAGUGAACAAGAUUGAUAGAGCUAUAGAAACUGCUGGACUGUUCACAAGAGAGGGUAUGCCUCCUCUUCAAACAAUGGAUGACAUGCAGUGUAUGUGGUUCCAGAAGGAGCUAGCGAGGGCCUACUGGAGGAGUGGCCAGUAUGGAGAAGCACUAGUCAAAUACCAUGAAAUAGAUAAACAUUUUGAUGAUAUUAUAGAGGACCAGUUUGACUUUCACACUUACUGCAUGAGGAAAAUGACCCUCAGACCCUAUGUGGGGGUACUACGAUUGGAAGAUCGUAUCCGUGGGCAUCGGUUUUACUUUGACUCCGCCCACGAUAUAAUAGAGUUGUAUUUGUAUCUUUAUGAUAAUCCUGAUGCCAAGAGAGCCAAGGACGCUCCAAUUGCUGAAGAGAUUGAGCAAGAUUUAAGUCAUCUUUCAGAGUCCGAGAGAAGGAAGAUCAAACGGAAGCAGAGGAAAGCUCUUGCAAAAGCAAAAGAGAAAGCAGCUGAACAAGAGAAGGAAAAAGAGAAAGAGAAUAAGCCUCGCCAUGACGACGACCGCAAAGCCGCGACCGACGAAAACAAAAUAAAAUUCAACCCAAAAGAACUUUUAAAUGUUGAGGAUCCGCUAAAUGAAGCUAAUAAAUUCUUAAAGCCGCUUCAGUCAAUGUGUACUGGAAAUAUUAGGACACACCUACUAGCUUACGCCAUUCAUUCUCGACGGAGAAAGUACCUGUUAAUGUUGCAGUCUUUGAAAAGAGCUUUUUCAUGUGAUCCAGAGAACCCGACACUUCAUUGUUAUAUCGUUGACUAUGUUCUCACGUUAGAGAAGGAGAGACCAGAGUUACCUGAUCCUGUUCACACUGUCAUUGAUGAUUGUAUACCGCGACUGACUGAUGGGGGGAAAUCCCCUGAUGAACUGAAUCAAUCCUUCAUUGCAAAACAUUCAAAUUCACUGGAACACUUAGUAGCAGCUGCUCAAGUACUUUAUAAGCUUCACCCAGACUACAGGACUAAAGCCAUCGCCAUGGUAACUAAUCUCUCCGACUCCCUGAUAGACAGAUCACUAAGAACGUGUCGAAACGUUCACAAGUUCUUAAGUUCUGGAUUUCUCGGUGAUUGUUCUGACGAGUUGGCAUCUUACUCUUCCCAGUGCCACGCCCUUUUUCCCUUUGCCUCUAGUUUCAAGCCGCCGGUUGAGGCAGGCAAAGAACUCGAAUCAAGCCCCGCCUCUCCUGGGGAUGCUCCGCCCUGUGUGGGCGUGGCUGGACGGAGCCCAGCCGCUCAAAAGGAAUCCUAGUUUUGCGAAUGUUUUAUUAUUAUUAUUAUUGUUAUUAUUAUUAUAAAUUUUGUUAAUAAAUGUUUUUUGUGAGUUUCUAUAAAAGUACUAGUAUAAAAAUAA